AUGGAAUCUAGCGUCGAAGAAUUCUCCUUCUCUGGCUGUCAUUCCUUCAACCUUGUGCCUGUAAAUGUGGCUGUCUCAUACCUCUACUUCUUCUUGUUCCCCAUCUCACUACUGCUUAAUGUGAUAGCAGCGUGGGUGUCUUUCCACCUCCGGUCCACCUCGACCUUCAUUGUGUAUCUCAAAAACCUGGUGGCUUCUGACCUGCUCAUGACACUGACGCUGCCAACAAUCGCAGCUGGCAUGCUACCCGAAGCAACGGUUGAGUUGGAUGUGUUUUCCUGUCGUUUCUCUAGUGUGAUUUACUACAACUGUUUGUACACAAGUAUUACUUUAAUGGGUCUUAUCAGCCUUGAUCGCUUUUUCAAAAUUGUUAGACCAUGGGUGUUAGGACAAAACCUGGUCUUCAGUUAUGUAAUGGCCACCUUGGUGUGGGUGGUGUUGUUCGGCACAACAGUAAUACCAACUAUCAUUCUAACUGACCAGGAACCUGUUAAUACAACAGACAAUUUCUGUAUGUCCCUGAAACGUCCAGCUGGUCGGACUCUUCACAAGUUUGUGGUCCUGUUUAUGGAGACUCUCUUCUGGCUUGUCACCAUACUAAUUGUGUUUUGCUACAUUUGCAUCACCCUGAAAGUCCUGCAGUCCUUCAGAAACUCUGGGAGCAAAAACAACCACGGAAAGAAGAAGACCAAGCUACGAGUCUUCUUGAUCCUUCUUGUGUUUUUUGUGUGUUUUGUACCUCUUCAUGCGAUACGUAUUCCAUUCUCACUAAAUGAAAUCUUUGACAUGAAUGUCUGCGUUGACGUGUGGGUGACAAUAUUGAAAAGAAUUGCCACGUGGGUUGCAAUCACUAGUUCCUGCCUGGACCCUCUUCUCUACGUCUACCUGUGUAAGGAGUACAAAGAGAAACUGUUUGAAAUGCUGAAAGCUAGAGGGAUUUGUGUCUGGUUAUGUUCAGAUGAAAGAGAGGAGACUUGA
Molecule: messenger RNA, 978 nt
Organism: Larimichthys crocea (large yellow croaker)
Lineage: Eukaryota; Metazoa; Chordata; Actinopteri; Sciaenidae
Product: P2Y purinoceptor 13-like
Exons: 1
Coding region: 1-978 (325 amino acids)
Biological process (GO): G protein-coupled receptor signaling pathway; negative regulation of adenylate cyclase activity
Cellular component (GO): membrane
Molecular function (GO): G protein-coupled purinergic nucleotide receptor activity
Source: RefSeq, a predicted model, not a curated record